CUCUCUCUCUCUCUCUCGCUCGCUCGCCGGAUACAGAGAAGCAGAGCACGUUCCCGUUGAAAACCCUAAAGCUUUUGUCUUUUGCCCUGUCUUGCUUCUCAAGCCAUCAUCGAAUACAUCGCCGCCGAUCCCCGCGUCGUCUCGCCGUGGUGGAAGCCCAUCGGGACCGGAAGAGAUCACCGGAGUUGACGCGGCUGGUCGGUUUUUUUUUUUUUUUCAACCCUUCUUCCGAUUGAUGAAGAGGCUGCACCGGCGCCUGAGGAUUCUGAUCCUCUCUCUCUUCUCCGUCUCCGUUUUGGCUCCCGUCGUCCUCGUUUCGUUCAGGCUCAAGCACAUUUCCCCGACAGGACGCAGAGAGUUUUUGGAGGAGUUUUCCAGUAGGAAAUUUAGUGCGGAUGUUUGGAGACUUAAUUCAGUUGAUCAGGAAGAGGGUGAGGGUUUGAAAGAGCCGAAACAGGUUAUUUAUGAAGACAAUAAAUUCGUUUCCACGGUCAGCUAUAGUUCUAACAACAUUCAUCAUUCUGCGGAAUCCAGAGACGCUGCAGAAAGAACUCAAAUCUCGGAAAGAAAUGGAACUACACGCAGAAGUGCUAAGGAAGAUGAGCAAAUUCAGCAUCGUGAAGUUCCAUCCACAUCUAGAGGCCAGGAGAAAUUGGAUCAAAUUAUGGUCCAACGAGUUCAGAAUGGACAGCAUCGGGAACAAAGUUCGUCAGAUAAAAAGGUGAAAGAGGUGAAAGAUCAACUGAUUAGAGCAAAAGUAUACUUGAACUUUGCACCACCAGGUAGUAACUCGCACAUGGUGAAAGAGCUGAGACUGCGGAUGAAAGAGUUGGAAAGAGCAAUGGGUGAUGCCAAGAAGGAUUCUGAUUUAUCUAGGAGAGCUUGGCAGAGAACAAAAGCCAUGGAAGUUUCCUUGAUCAAAGCGAGUCGUACCGUUCCAGACUGUUCAUCCAUGGCCACAAAGCUCCGUGCUAUGACUUACAACACUGAAGAGCAGGUUCAGGCGCAUAAGAAUGAAGCUGAACAUCUUAUCCAGCUUGCUGCAAGGACGACGCCAAAAGGUCUUCAUUGCCUUGCUAUGCGGCUCACUUCAGAGUACUUCACCCUACCGGCUGAGGAGAGAAAGCUUGGUAACCAGGAAAAAGCACGUGAUGGAGAUCUCUACCACUAUGCUGUAUUCUCGGACAACAUUCUUGCUUGUGCAGUAGUCGUCAACUCAACAGUGGCUCAUGCUGCAGAGCCAGAGAAGAUCGUGUUCCAUGUAGUGACAGAUUCCCUCAAUUUCCCAGCAAUUUCUAUGUGGUUCUUGCAAAAUCCUCCUGGAAGAGCGGCUGUGGAUAUCCAGAGCUUAGAAAAUUUUGAGUGGCUUUUGAAAAAAUAUGCAUCAUCAUUGCAGAAGCAGAAUGCUCACGACCCUCGAUAUAAUUCUGCACUGAAUCAUCUACGGUUUUAUCUGCCAGAUGUCUUCCCUCUGCUGGAUAAGAUUGUGUUUUUGGACCACGAUGUGGUAGUGCAGAGGGAUCUUACUAAGCUUUGGGAUGUGAAUUUGAAGGGAAAAGUAAAUGGGGCUGUGGAAACUUGUCAGGAAGGUGAUGCUUCAUAUCGGCGAAUGGAUAUGUAUGUUGACUUCACAGAUCCAUUUGUUUCCGAGUGGUUCAAUGCCAAUACAUGCACAUGGGCAUUUGGGAUGAACUUGUUUGAUUUGCAAGAGUGGAGGAAGCAAAAUUUAACUGCAAAAUAUGGCAGCUACUUGCAGCUGUUGCAGGAGCAUGGGAAUCCAUUGUGGAAGGCAGGAACUUUGCCGAUAGGAUGGCUCACUUUUUACAACCAGACAGUAGCUCUGGACAGGAGAUGGCACAUCCUCGGCCUCGGUUACGAGUCAAAUGUCGCUGCGAGUGACAUUGACCGUGCAGCAGUUAUACACUUUGAUGGUGUCAUGAAACCGUGGUUGGAAAUCGGGAUCAGGAAGUACAAGGGCUAUUGGACCAAGCAUGUCAUGUAUGACCACCCUCACUUGCAACAGUGCAAUGUCCAUGAGUAGUCCGGCCACUUGAGGAGUAUUCUUAAACCACACAGCGCACCUGUUGCACUUGAUUCUUCUUAAAGAACAAAGCAAGCUUUGAUUCUUUCAACAUCAUACAGAUUUUCGUGUAAAAUUACUUUCCAUUCUUUCAUAGAGAACUAUCUGGCCAUAAUCCCUCAUUGGAGCAGAGAUUAACCUUAGUUGAAUAAGGAUCCCCCCACCCCAACAGCAGAUUUUUGUAAUGCUCUUAGUUCUUGGAUGUACAUAAAACUCAUCUCAGAUUAUUAAAGCUUCUUAAUUAUCGA
Molecule: messenger RNA, 2328 nt
Organism: Rhodamnia argentea
Lineage: Eukaryota; Viridiplantae; Streptophyta; Magnoliopsida; Myrtales; Myrtaceae
Product: probable galacturonosyltransferase 6
Exons: 9
Coding region: 236-2041 (601 amino acids)
Molecular function (GO): polygalacturonate 4-alpha-galacturonosyltransferase activity
Source: RefSeq, a predicted model, not a curated record